Molecule: messenger RNA, 882 nt
Organism: Dovyalis caffra
Lineage: Eukaryota; Viridiplantae; Streptophyta; Magnoliopsida; Malpighiales; Salicaceae
Source: the annotation of a GenBank genome assembly
AUGAUCCUUCUCCUCUCCACUUAUGAAGACCGGCGACACGAUCCCUCUUCACGCAUCUUCCCAGUCAGACAUCGACGAGAUCGAGAACCUAAUCAACUCCUCCAUCCAAUCCAGUUCUUCAACCGUCCUACCCGCCCGCCCACCAAGCCCCCCCGAAUACCCGUUUCCACCUCUCCAUUUAUCCAAUCAAAUCUCCCUCCACCUUCAUCUCAGCCACUACACACCACUGUUCAGAAACCGCCAGCUGUCGUCCCUUCUGUUCCUUCCGCCCCUCUGCCUGCUCUGCCACCUAGCACUGGUAACUCAACCGGUGGUAAUAUUGCUCCGACCGGAUUCGGGUCCCCUCCGAAUACGUUGACGGAGCCAGUUUGGGAUACGGUAAAAAGAGAUCUGUCCAGGAUUGUGAGUAAUUUGAAGUUGGUUGUGUUUCCGAACCCGUAUCGUGAAGAUCCGGGUAAGGCGUUGAGAGAUUGGGAUCUGUGGGGUCCUUUUUUCUUUAUUGUCUUUUUGGGUCUCACUCUUUCUUGGUCCGCAUCUGUUAAAAAGUCUGAGGUUUUUGCUGUUGCAUUUGCACUGCUUGCAGCUGGUGCUAUAAUCUUGACACUGAAUGUUCUCCUGCUGGGUGGACACAUAAUUUUCUUCCAAAGUCUGAGCCUCCUCGGUUACUGUCUCUUUCCUUUAGACAUUGGAGCCCUCAUCUGCAUGUUGAAGGACAAUGUAAUAGUAAAAGUGAUUGUGGUAUCCGUGACGCUGGCUUGGAGCUCCUGGGCUGCCUAUCCUUUCAUGAGCUCAGCUGUCAACCCAAGAAGAAAGGCUCUUGCACUUUACCCUGUAUUUCUCAUGUAUGUAUCAGUUGGUUUUCUCAUCAUCGCCAUUGACUAA